Messenger RNA from Aspergillus pseudonomiae, 1330 nucleotides. Its product is annotated as glycoside hydrolase family 27 protein. The record is from RefSeq and is a predicted model, not a curated record. The transcript is spliced from 7 exons. Gene Ontology annotation, biological process: carbohydrate metabolic process. Gene Ontology annotation, molecular function: hydrolase activity, hydrolyzing O-glycosyl compounds. The coding region runs from base 1 to 1329 and encodes 442 amino acids. NCBI's taxonomy places the organism in Eukaryota, Fungi, Ascomycota, Eurotiomycetes, Eurotiales, Aspergillaceae.
AUGCAGCGUUACAUUUUGUUAGCCGUGUCGCUGUCGUUGCUUUCCGGGGCCGAUGCUCUGGUCCGGCCUGAUGGCGUGGGGAGACUGCCCGCCUUGGGUUGGAACUCCUGGAAUGCGUUUGCAUGCGACGUCGAUGCGUCCAAGAUCCUGACGGCUGCAGAAGAAACAAUAAAUCUGGGCUUAAAAGAUGCAGGUUAUGAAUACAUCAACAUCGAUGAUUGCUGGUCAGUCAAAACUGGCCGAGAUCCCGAUACAAAACGUAUCAUUCCGGACACAGCCAAAUUUCCGGAUGGAAUCGCAGGUGUCGCCUCUAAGAUCCAUGAUAUGGGUCUGAAGGUCGGCAUUUAUAGCAGUGCCGGCACGGAAACCUGCGCUGGCUAUCCUGCUAGUCUGGGAUAUGAGAAAAUAGACGCGGAGAGCUUUGCCGAAUGGGGCAUCGACUAUCUGAAAUACGAUAACUGCGGCGUACCUACGAACUGGACCGACACGUAUACCCACUGUGUGCCAGACAACACCAAUGGGGCCAACUUCCCCAACGGCACUUGUCCGGAUAUAUCCAACCCAGCACCGGCGGAAUACAAUUGGAGCAGUUCCAAAACAGCUCAAAGAUACGACGCUAUGCGCGAUGCAUUGCUGGGUGUCAAUCGGACCAUUCUCUAUUCGUUGUGCGACUGGGGCCAGGCGGACGUGAACACAUGGGGUAACGCGACGGGCAACUCUUGGAGAACGACGGGGGAUAUUACACCCGACUGGAGCCGGAUUGUCGAGAUUGCCAACGAGAACUCCUUCCUCAUGAACUAUGCCGAUUUCUGGGGGCACCCAGAUCCGGACAUGCUGGAAGUCGGCAAUGGAAAUUUGACUCUGGAAGAGAACAGAGCCCAUUUUGCUCUCUGGGCAGCAAUGAAAUCGCCUCUUAUCAUUGGCACUCCUCUCGAUUCGAUCAAAGAGGAGCAUCUUGCCAUCCUCAAGAAUAAGCCCUUGCUGUCCUUCCAUCAAGAUCCGGUAAUCGGUCGCCCUGCGUAUCCUUACAAAUGGGGAUACAACCCGGACUGGACAUUCGAUCCAGCGCAUCCAGCGGAAUAUUGGUCCGGGCCAUCGUCGACUCUGGGCGGAACCCUGGUCUUGAUGUUCAACUCGGAAGACAGUGCCAAAAGCCGGACUGCCGUGUGGAGCGAGAUCCCGGAGCUGAGGGACUCCGCUGAGAAGGGCAGUGGAUAUCUGGUAACUGACAUUUGGACGGGUGAAGAUCUGGGUUGUGUGAAGGAUCAAUAUAACGUGGAGUUGCAGAGUCAUGAUAUUGCUGCUCUGGUGGUGGGAGAAUCAUGCUGAU